GCAGCGGCAGUGGCGGCGGCGGCGGCAGCCCGAACCCGGGCCACGGCCACAGUAGCAGCAGCAGCGGCAGCAGCAGCAGUAGCCUCAAGGCCAGUUUAAACUAUGGAGGAGGACAUUCAUCACAAUCUGAAACGGAUCUUCUUCACAGACAGAAUUAUGGCACCUCUCAUCAGCUUCCUGGAUAUGCUGCCACCCAUCAUUCCACCGGUCUUUCUGGAAUAUUUGAUACUAAUAUGAACAGUGCUGGCACUAAUGCUAAAGAAUCUUCAGUAAUGAAUUUUCUAUCUGCUAUUGAAUCCCGAACUGCUCCAGCUACUUCUUCAGGAACUACUCUUUUACCGCAAUUCAGGGCUCCAUCAUGGCAGACAGGUAUGCAUUCCUCAACAGCAACUGAGCUGUUUGUUACUGGAGCUUUGCCAACCACUGGAACGUUUCCAUCAACAUCCACUCUUUCCACUUAUCAGCAUCCCAACACCUUCAGCAAUAGAAACUUUGCUACCACCCCACCUCUGACACUUCAAGAUUCAACUUUCAGUAGUACUUCAAAUGGUAUUUUAAAUCCUCAUGACCCUUUGCUACAAAUCAAGACUUCACAGGGUACUAUUCCAACCGCUUUGGCAUUUGAACGGCUGGGCAGUUCUGUGUUAAGUACCAGUAUACCGCCUCAGUCUUCUACAUAUCGUUCAGCUCAAGAGUCUGCACCCCAUCUCUUACAACCUCAGUUUAGCUUGUUGUCUUCACCCCUUGGAGGAGCCCAGCAAGCUUCUCAAGCCUAUAGCUCAUCAGUUUUUACUGGUUCUACUACAUCCAUUGAAAGAGUUCUUCGAGAAUGUAGUGUUAUUAAACACCAUCAGCGGCCUUCAAAUGCUCAGUCUCUUCAGGCACAACUGACUAGUUCACAGCAUUCCUUACCUAGUUAUUUUUCAAAUGCCAGUGUAGCUGAUUUUCAGGAUACAACCAGGCAGCCAUCUUUAUCUUGUAACCCAAUUGGAGAUUCUACUCAGGUGAGCAAUGGAGGACCACAACAGAAGACCUCUCAGGUCUCAGUGGGAAUGGCUCAGUCUUACCCAUCUACAGUUCCAUCACCCAGCUAUCUUCCUACUUCAAAAGGAAAAAACUGUUCUACAAAGCAACCACCAAGGUCACCUAAGACCCCUAAACCUCAAAGUGUGAUGCCUCCUGUGCUAAAACAAAGCUAUUCCAAAUCUUUACACAACCAGAGUUCUGUGAUAUCAGGCCAAGCACAAAUUUAUUCUACAGCUCAGCUACCCAGCCUUUUAUCAGUUAGCCAGUCCCAAAAUUAUGCUUCCACGCAGUCACAUAAUGUGCCAUCUAUUGUUCAUUCACAGGUUUACACGCACAAUAAAGCUGAGAAGUUGCCACCCUUGUAUAAAACACUGACUUUUUCUGGGCAAUCUCAAACAGUAACUUCUGAAAGUCAGACAGUUAGUUACUCCUCUGAUCAACAACAGGUUUUAUCUUCAAUUACAAAUGAGAACUACUCUACUCAAACAAGAGAUAUUUCUUCAGUUAGCCAGUCUCAGAGCUAUUCUUCUGGUCACUCUCAGGGUUUAUCUACUGUCAGUCAAUCACAGGUUAGUUUCUCAUCUCAAUCACAAGUUUUGUCAGCUGGUAGCCCUUCACAAAACUAUACUUCAGGUCAGUCUCUAACAUUAACAUCAUCUUCUCUUCCAUUUUCUUCUUCACCUCAAGUUCAAAAUUUACCAGCUUCUAGUUCAACCCAGAAUUAUAUUUCUAUGCAUUCUUCUCAAAGUGCUCAGACCCAAGGAUCAUCGUCACCACAGUCACAUAAAUUUUUGCCAACUGCCCAGUCAUCUUUUGCAUCCCCUGUUCAUUCACAAACCUUACAAAAUAAUAGACCUUCCUCUGAAGCAAAAUCUUAUGCUGAAAGGAAGCCUGAUUCUACUAUGUAUACAUCCUCAAAACAAGAAGAUGAUUUUCCAGUGCAAGAUUUACAAGUGUUACAACAGCCGGCAUCUCUUGAAUCACCAACCCAAAGGCUUCCUGAUGGAGAAAUUAAUGUUCAAGAUCCAGCUUACGGAAUUUCAAAGGCAGACGAUAGAUAUCCUCAGAGUGUAAUUAGAAGUAAUUCUUGCCUUGAAGAUCAAGUUGUUGGUGUUAGUCUACAAGAGCAAGAAAAGGAGGAAAGAAUGGGCAGCUCUAUGACACACCUUACCCAGUCAAUUGGGCCAGUGCCUAAUGUGUCAAGCCAUGAUAUUAAGAAAGCAUCUAAUUUAAUGCAGACUUCACAAGUAAACACAAAUACAAAAGAAUUAAACCAGCAACAUUCUCUUCUGCCUAAGGUUCAUGAAGUACAGGUCCAAGAACAACAUAAUCAGGCUAUUCACCCUUCACCACAGAUUCAAAUUCAGACUAAUGCUUUAAGACAAGUUCAUCAGCUACACUUGCCUAAUUCACAGGUACUUCUAGAGUCUGGGUAUGACUUGCAGAUUUUUCAACAGUCAAUUUUACAGGCAGGCUUAAGCCAAGCAAAGAUAUCGACACAGAUACAGCCUGUUCAGAGUUCUCAGCAAAUAGUACAUCCAUUCCUUCAAAUGGAGGGCCCUAUUAUUCAAAGCAGUGGUGGACAUUCUCAGCAGCAGCUUCAUCCUCAAAAUUCUGAGGUUAUUAAAAUGGAUCUCUCAGAAUCUUCUAAACCAUUACAACAACAUCUGGCGACAAAAGGCAUUUUUAAUCAACCAAAUCAACAUGAUUCAAAGAAUCAGUAUGUUUCCCUUGGUUCCAUGUGUUUUCCAGAGUCAAUACUCCUCAGUGAUGAGAGAAACAUUUUAUCAAACGAUGACAUCUUAGCAGCUACUGCUGCUGCUUGUGGGGUUACACCAUCUGAUUUUGCCAAAUCAGCUGCAAGUGAAACACUUCCAACAGUUGAGAAUGGUGAUGACCCUAAAUCCCAUUUUCAGCAAUCAACAGAUAUUAGGCAUGUGACUCCAGACUUCAACUCUCUGACAGCCAUGGUUGGAAAACCAGAGAAUCUCAAUAACAUUUCCUUAAAUGGAGGCCAAAUUACUAUAAAUCUUUCAUCCAUACCUAUAAUUCAUUCAAACAAUAUGAACCUCGAUCAAAAGCAUCUUGAAACUUCUGAUCAAAAUAUCACUCCCUCAGCAAUUGAGGAGCAGCAGCAAUGCUCUGAUACAGUGAACAAAACCUCUCAUAUCACUAAUGAAUCUGAAGAAGACAAUGAAGUCCCCACUGAUGGCCUGUUAAACAACAGAGACCAAGAGUUUGUUACUAGUAGUAAAAGUCUAAGUGGAGAAAGUGCCGUUUCAGAGAAUGAAUUUCAUGUGGCUAGUGACAGUAGUGCCACAGGGUCCCAGAAUAAAGUCUCACUUCCUCUAAUGGUUAUGGCACAACCUGGGGAUAUGAUCAGUGUCAAGACUGAAGAUGACGACCAAGAUAUAAUACAGUUCAACCUUCAGAAGAAAAAACUUACAGGAAAGGGGCUAAUGAAGGAGGAUGAUAACAAUAGUAACCAGAAACAGGUAAAAUGGCCCCCACAAAAUAAACGUCAGAAUUCUUCUCCUAGUUCAGAGUGUUGUCAUGAUGGUUAUCAGCAUCAAGAAAAAAUGAGACAGAAGAUCAGAGAAGUUGAGGAGAAGCAGCCAGAAGUGAAAACAGGAUUUAUUGCCUCUUUUUUAGACUUUCUGAAAUCUGGACCCAAACAGCAGUUUUCAGCCCCUGCUGUACGAAUGCCAAAUCGGACUAGGCGGCCAGGGACCCAGGUUGUUCGUGCACCUUGCCACACCCAACUCCCAAAGACUUCAUCUUCUUCAUCUGCAGUGUCUGAAACUGGGGGCUUUAGUCCUUCUAGAAAAAUUGAUGAACUCAAGAAAAACUUUGAAGCUUUACCUUCAUUUUCUUCUGAUGAUGAAGAUUCUGGAGGAUGUAGUAAUGAUCUCCAGAAGAGCAUCUCCACUGUUUUAUCUACUUUGGAUGAUGCUUCUGAUAAAAAAAAUAAAUCAGUUCCAGAAGCUGUAAAGGCCGCUGCUGGUACAACGCCAACUCCUGCUGCUGCUGCCACCGCCACUUCCAGUGCUGCUGUGAAGCAAGAGUCUGCACACAAAGCUACAUCCCCUGCCACAAAUGCUUCAGAAAACACCGGCUCUACAGAGCCGCCCAAGCUCUCAGGCCUCGGUCUUGAUGGCAUUUCUUCAGACCAGUUAGCAAAGGUCCAGGAAACAGCUGCGUUAGAAGGAUGUGCAGAAGAAAACAGUGACAGUGGAGGAGAAGGCCAGUACAGGGAACGGGAUGAAUUUGUUGUGAAGGUAGAAGACAUCGAUAGCCUGAAGGCAGCUUUAAAAACAGGUAAAGAACCACCAGCCAUCUGGAAAGUACAAAAAGCUUUAUUGCAGAAGUUUGUUCCUGAAAUUCGAGACGGUCAUAGAGAGUUUGCUGCUACUAAUAGUUAUCUUGGAUAUUUUGGGGAUGCAAAGAGUAAAUAUAGACGGGUAUAUGUAAAGUUCAUCGAAAAUACCAACAAGAAGGAAUAUGUCAGAGUAUGCUCCAAAAAGCCAAGAAGUCACCCUUUACCAACUUCCAGAGCUGUUCAUUCUAAACCAAGUAGCAGCAGUAAAGUUCCUGAUCCGCCAGCACCAAAAACAACAAAAGUCUCUUCUGUAAAAUCCAAAGCUAAGCAGCCAAAGAUGAAGGCCGAGCCACCACCAAAGAAACGGAAAAAAUGGAAGCAAGAGCUGGAGUCUUCCCAGUCUGAUUCCUCACCUGAAAUCCGUACUAGUGGCAGUGAGGAAGAGGAAUUUGACCCUCCUGCUCCUUCCGUCCCCCGUUUUUUGAACACAAGGGCUAUGAAGGAAACCUUUAGGAGCUACGUAGAGCUGCUUGUGAGCAUCGCCUUAGACGCAGACACGAUGCAGGCCUUGGAGAAGAGCAAUGAUGAGCUACUUUUGCCACAUAUGAAGAAAAUUGAUGGUAUGCUGAAUGACAAUAGAAGACGACUUCUUCUGAAGCUCCAUUUGGAUCAUUCACUUAAGAAUGCUUUGGAAAGUUUUCCUGAACUAACAAUAAUUACUCGGGACUCUAAAGUGAAAAGUGGAGGGUCUGUUUCUAAAAUCAAAAUGAAUGGCAAAUCUUAUAACAAGAAAACACUUAGGACUUCCAAAUCAACCACUAAAUCAACACAGGAGUUUGCUGUAGAUCCAGAAAAAAUACAGUUGUGUUCUUUAUAUCAUUCUCUUCAUCAUUACAAAUACCAUAUUUAUCUGAUGUGCAAAGAGGAGAUUUCAUCUGUGCAAAAAAAAAAUGAAGAUUUAGGACAGGAAGAAAUUGUACAGCUCUGUAUGAAAAAUGUAAACUGGGUGGAGGACCUUUUUGAAAAGUUUGGAGAACUUUUGAAUUUUGUCCAGCAAAAAUGUUCAUGACAUUUUCCAAAAUAAUCAUUUUUCUACAUGCAGGAGGAAAAACAAUUCAAAGAGCAUUUCCAGUUCUUCAGACAAUGCAUACCUUCUUCACUUAGGGAACUUGUACCUUGGUUCCUGCUGAGGAAAUUAGUCCUUUGUGAAUGGACCUAUAACACAUUUUUAUCCUGAUGAAUGAUUUUUCUAUUUUGCAAACUAUUGGGUAACAGUUAUUUUCAGAAAUGUUCUUUGAAAAAACAAUAAAGCAUGCACUAAAUAUAAUUCUUUAUUGCUACAGAGAACACUUAAAUACUUUAGUUUUUCUUGCCUCUGUCUAAACAACAGCCAGGGGUGAAAAUAAGCAUAUAUAUUUGCAUUUACAUCUGGCCACCAAAAUGAGAGUAUUGUACAUUCUAUAAACAGCUAGUGUGUUGUGUCAUUCUGUGAGAGAAUAUUGCCAUCAUCAAAUUCAGAAACCACAUUCUGCUGUAUGGACUCCUUUUACUUGGAACAUGUUCAGGAAACUGGAUGUGGAAUUGGUGCAAUCCUUUGACUGCUUUUUGUGUCAAAUUAUAUUGUAAUGAAAAACAAUGAACUAUACUAUUUUCCCUGUUUUGAAGAAAAGUAUUUUCCUUUAUACUCUGUUUUUCUUUGGAAAAAAUUCAAUUGUACAUUUUAUCUCACUAAUAGUUGUAUUUUUCACAGAGAAAAUAUUGUGGUUAUAAUUGUUUCAUAUAUCUUUGUAAUACACUUUGCAUUGUUUCCAGUAAACCUUAUUCAUUUAUAUGUUGACUUCCUAUUGUAAACUCUAUCUUGAAGUAACUGAUUUGUUUAUACAGACUUGCUUCAGUGUUAACCAGAACAUGCAUUUAGUACUAGACUAGUUUAGCAUCAUAAAUGUAGUUGUGUUAGACACUGCAGUUAUUUUCUGACAUAGGAAAAUAAAUUUCUUACUAAACUAGCACUUGAUUAACUGAUUUAUUAAAAUGAAAGCUUAACUAUGGCUUACUUUCUGGUUAACAAAUUGGUAAUUGACUUGAUUAUUAUAUGCAGUGUUGAACACAGCUUACAUCAUUCUUAGAACUGGAAGUGGUGGAGUUCUCCUUUUGGUGCCUUUUCAACCUUUAUACAUGCUUUUUGUAGCUUUCUUUAGUUUUAAUAGCUGACAUUUCAAAUAGUUCUGCUCAGACAGUGAAUGUAUUAGGUUCAACAUGAUAUUAUUUUUUAUUUUUGUUUGCCAACAGGAUGCCUUAUUUGUUUGGAAGAGAUUUCCCAGUGUCACUCAGCUAUCUCCUUUUUUUAAGAUUUUAAGAAAUGGUCAACUACCAUACUUUUGUUUAUUUUACCACCAUUUAGUGCCUUAACUCCUGCCAAGAAUGCAGUCUAUUGCUCAGUGCCCAAAAAAGGCAUGGUUGUGUAGCCAUUGCUAGUGUCUUGAUUUUGAAUUAACAGGCUAACAUAUAAUACUUUAAAACCUCAGUAAAUGUGGCUGAAAGUUGAAGAUGACAAGCAAUCUGAUUUGUGUCAAAACACCUGUAGCACUGGGGGGAAAAUCAGUACUUACUCUUGAAUACUUAUUCUGUUGUUUAAAGCAAUAAUACUUAAAUGCUUAUAUACAAUUGGACACAGGAUAGAAACAAUGUUUCAUGACAAGACAAAUGUUUUAUUUCUGGAAGUUUCUUAAAACCUGGUUAGGUAGCUUAUUACCAUGAAAAUAGUACAUGGUAUAAUUGCUUAUUGGACUCGUAUCACCUGGACUCAUAUUUGAGAGUACAGAAUGUCAGAAGCAGAAGCAUCAUGAAACUAAUUUAUGCUAAGUGAAGAAAGACACACAUGUGGAGGAAGCAGCCAUAUUUCUCUCUUGUAGUACUGACUCUGGACAGAACCCAUUUACAAAGCUCAAAACAGAUUAUAUUGAGAUGCUAAAAAGUAAAGACAUAUUAAUAUGCCAUUAUUCAUAAACAUAAGACUACAUCAUUCACCCAAAUUAGCCUCUUUUAGCAUUUCUAGUCAAACUUUUUGUUUCUGCAUUUCAGGUAACACGACUCAAAGUCAUCAAAAUUAUUUCAUGAUGUGCCCUUGAAAAGUUGAAGUGAGACGUUUUCCUCAUUGAAAUUAAUCAUGUGCUUCCUAUCAAGACAUCCAUUUCACUUCUAGCCAUAUGCUUACAGCUUAGGCCACUUCAGUACAACAGGUGUACUAUUUCCCACUACACGUAGAAAAACAAGAUUAGAGGUUAGUUCUAUUUCUGCAGUAUGCUGCCCGUGGCAGGCCCAAGAAUUCUAACUGUGACAACAUCGCAGUCCUCAAAUGAGCUCAACAACAUAGGCAGCAGCAGCAAAGUUCCUCCUCUUAGAUCCUAGGAAAAAGAACCGUAAGUCAAGCUUAUAAAUGAACUCUCCCUUGCUAACUAAAUACAGAUGUUACCGAGUACCAGUUCCUAACUUUUCUGAAAAGAUGCUGAUUACAAAGUUUAUGAUGGCAGCUCGAGUUACAGGGAAUGUGCUGCUUGUCACCACAACAUUUUGAAGAUGAGAUUUUCCUGUCUACACAAACCUGAAAGGAAAGAAAUUGCACAAGACAUUUCUGUGUGUGUGUGUGUGUGUGUGUGUGUGUGUGUGUGUGUGUGUGUGUGUGUGUGUGUGUUUAUUUCAGAUAUCUGGCUGGAGAAGAGGUGGUGUUCCCACAUACACUCCCUUCCCUCAUCCUAGCCCAGUCACCUUUUUCUUGAUCCUGCAGUGAAAUAAAAUUUUAAUGGUUUACUAGUCAUCAUGGUGUGGUGACAAUAACAAUUGCUCAUUAUUUGCUUUUCAUUGCAAGAUCAAAUAGGGAAGUCCUGGGAAGAAGAAAAAUCUUAAGUAUUUUUCAUAAAUUUGUAAAUUCUCUCUUAAACUACAAAAUCAAAAAGUGGUAAUAGGUUAAUUUUCUAAGAUGAUGUUUUCCUCAGCAUGAAAAGUCUUCUGUUCAAAGAAAAUAGAGUUCUCGAAACAUACAAAAAAAGAAUUUUUUUUUUGCUGAAAAAGCUGCUCCAUUUUGAGCUGUGACUUUGAAGGCAGAGCCCCCUAAAAGUCAAUGGAGCAGCAGGGUUUAAAGUGGUUGGUAACAGCUUUGAAAGCUGCUUCAGGUGUUUAAGUUCUAGAAUGUUUAUUGCGUCUGUAUGGUUUAAAAGCUGUUUCUGCCUCUUGUAGCAGAAAGGCAGUUUGUUGAAUAGAAUGUAAAAUCCCAGGAUAACUGCUGCCAACUGCGUCAGUGGCACAGAAACAGUGCACCUAGCUGUGCAUCAUUGCACAACGUACGCCUUGUCGCAUCAAUGUUAAGUGCAUGCUUUUGCAUAUCACCUUUUAUUUAUGUGACGAGACCUGAAAUUACGGAUACUAAGGAACCUUAUGCAUUUUUAGUCCAGAGUUUCAAGUGGUCCAGAUACUAUGUAUGGAAAUGUGAAGGGACAAUUUUGUAUAAUACACAUUUGAUGUUACUAAUUCAUUAAAAUGAAAGCAAUUUUUAAACAAUAAAACUGAAAAUGUUCUGGGCAUUUGUUUUUUCUUUUAA
Messenger RNA from Phascolarctos cinereus (koala), 8939 nucleotides. RefSeq names its product glutamine and serine rich 1 (gene QSER1). The record is from RefSeq and is a predicted model, not a curated record. Lineage: Eukaryota; Metazoa; Chordata; Mammalia; Diprotodontia; Phascolarctidae.